Messenger RNA from Tachyglossus aculeatus (Australian echidna), 2895 nucleotides. It is a transcript of the gene CAPN9, whose product is annotated as calpain 9. The coding region runs from base 1 to 2895 and encodes 964 amino acids. The transcript is spliced from 26 exons. Gene Ontology annotation, cellular component: cytoplasm. Gene Ontology annotation, molecular function: calcium-dependent cysteine-type endopeptidase activity; calcium ion binding. Gene Ontology annotation, biological process: proteolysis. Lineage: Eukaryota; Metazoa; Chordata; Mammalia; Monotremata; Tachyglossidae. The record is from RefSeq and is a predicted model, not a curated record.
AUGAGUGUUAAUACGGCCCGUACUGGUCACUGGGGGGAGAAACGGGAGUCGGAUGGUCCGUCACUGACCACGAGACCGUCACGACUCACCGGGCAGCGGUCCUGGCUCUUCAAAGGGGUUCUCACCUUCCACCCUGGCGUGGCCACGGGAGAGGAUCCUGCAGUCUGCGCGGGAGAAGUUGUGUUCCUUGCCCUCCGCCUCUCCUCACCUCUGCAGUUGUCAGCCCUUAGGGCCCACCCAAUCCAGGCCCAGGGCCCUGCGGGAGGUUGGCGUCGCCCCUGUGCCCGGAAGCUCCAGCCUGCCAUUUGCAGUCAGACCAGCUCUAUCUCCAAAAAUUGCCCAGCUCUGGGGUUCCCGGCUAAGCGGGGAGUUUCAUCACCCGGGGAUGGACGGGGACAGGCUGUAACCAAGUGGCCCCCGGCCCCCGCCCACCCCGAGGCCUCCGGGCAGACCUGGCCCACGAGGACUCUGGCUAGGAACCUGCUGCCAAUGGAGAAUAUCGUUUUGCACCGAGGACUGCCACCAUCUGAGCUCUAUCCUGUCUUCUGGAAGAUGGUGAUGAUGGUGGGCUUCUUCGAGAUCCAGUGGCAUCUCCUCAGUGCUGGACUCGUUGGGGGAGUCCACAGCUCCCACUCCAUGAUGUCCAGCCCCGGCCCCGCAAGACGGAACAAGGAGCCCAGGGGCGGCAGUUUCUGUCCCCUAGCGAAGUCCGGGCGCGCCCUGCCACCAGUCCCGGAUAACCGACCGGGGAUCCGACUGCACGUCUGCAGCAGCACCUCCUGUUCGUCCUGUCCCUUCCGUGCCCGGCUCGGGCCUGAGCCAGCCAUGCCACCUCCCCCUGGCCGGACCCCGGGCCCUCGGGAGCCUCACCUUGGCCGGGUCAGCCCCGGGCCCCCGGGCCGGACCUUCGAGGAACUGCGGGACCAGUGCCUGCAGCGGGGGGUCCUGUUUGAGGACCCCGACUUCCCCGCCGACAACUCCUCGCUUUUCUUCAGCGAGAUGCCCCCCGUUCCAUUUGUGUGGAAGCGACCUGGGGAAAUAGUGAGAAACCCAGAGUUCGUGUCCGAUGGCGCUACCAGGACCGACAUCUGCCAGGGCGACCUCGGAGACUGCUGGCUCCUGGCAGCCAUCGCUUCCCUCACCCUGAACCCCAGGGUCCUGGCCAGAGUCGUGCCACCCCAGCAGAGUUUCGGACCAGGCUAUGCCGGGAUAUUUCACUUCCAGCUGUGGCAGCACGGGCAGUGGCUGGACGUGGUCAUCGACGAUCGACUCCCGACCUUCAAGGACCGUUUGGUUUUCCUGCACUCGGCCGAUCACAACGAGUUUUGGAGCGCCUUGCUGGAGAAGGCCUAUGCCAAGCUGAACGGCAGCUAUGAAGCACUGAAGGGGGGCAGCACGAUGGAGGCCAUGGAGGAUUUCACCGGCGGGAUUGCCGAGACCUUGGACGUGAAGGCGAUCCCGGAAGGCCUGUGUGAGGUCCUGAGGAAGGCCCUGGACAGGGGCUCUCUGGUCGCCUGUUCCAUGGAGGCCCGCAGUGCUGCCGACUCGGAAGCUCGGACCCCUUUCGGCCUCGUCAAGGGCCACGCAUACUCCGUGACCGGCAUUGACCAGGUCACUUUUAGGGGCCAGAGAGUCGAGCUGGCUCGAGUCCGGAACCCAUGGGGACAGGUGGAGUGGAACGGGCCGUGGAGCGACGACUCUCCUGAGUGGCGCUCGGUUGAGCUGUCUGAGAAGAAGCGCCUGUCCCACACGGCUCUGGACGACGGAGAAUUCUGGAUGCCAUUUACGGAUUUCAAAGCCCACUUCGACAAAGUGGAAAUCUGUAACCUCACCCCUGACUCACUGCAGGGCAGCACGCUCCUACAAUGGGAGGUGGCAGUACAUCACGGCAGCUGGGUCAAGGGAGCCACUGCUGGAGGCUGCCGGAAUUUCCUAGACACAUUCUGGACCAACCCCCAGAUCAAGCUGUCUCUGUCUAAGGAGGACGGAGGGAAAGAAGACUGCACCUUGGUGGUUGCUCUAAUGCAAAAGAAUCGGCGUAAACUCAAGAAAUUUGGAGCGAAUAUGCUGACGAUCGGCUACGCCAUUUACCAGUGUCCUGGUCAAGAUGGGCACCUGGGCAGAGAUUUCUUCCAGUGCCACGCGUCUCAGGCCCGGAGCAAAACCUACGUUAACCUGCGGGAAGUGUCGGGCCGGUUCAGGUUGCCCCCCGGGGAGUACAUCCUCGUUCCGUCCACCUUCGAGCCCCACCAGGAAGCGGAUUUCUGCCUGCGCAUCUUUUCUGAGAACGCGGCUGUCACCCAGGACAUGGAUGGCCAAGUGAACGUCGAACUUCCAGAGCCACUGAAACCGACUUCCCGUCAGCAAGAAACAGAGGAGGAAAGGCAGUUCCGGAUCCUAUUUGAGAGGGUGGCCGGUGAGGACCUACAGAUCUCAGCAGAGGAGCUGCAGGAGAUUCUGAAUGCGGUGAUCCGAAACACCAAGAAUAUCCAGUUCAAGAAGCUGAGCCUUGUUUCCUGUCGAAAUAUAAUUUCUCUCAUGGACACCAACGGCAGCGGGAAGCUGGAACUGGAUGAGUUCAAGGCGUUCUGGGCCCGGCUGAAGGCCUGGACUAACAUCUUCUUCCGGUUUGACGGUGACAAGUCCGGGACCAUGUCAUCCUACGAGCUGCGGGGUGCGCUGAAGGCGGCCGGAUUCCAGUUGAACAACAACCUCCUGCAGCUGCUUGUCCUCCGCUACGCGGAUGAGCGCUUCCAGCUCGACUUCGACGACUUCCUCAACUGCCUAAUUCGCCUGGAAAACACAAGUCGGGUGUUCCAGGCUCUCAAGGCCACAGACAGUGAAUUCCUCAGUCUCAAUGUGGGCGAGUUUAUCCUCUUGGUCAUGAACAUCUGA